UCAUAUGGACCAGGUUAACAUACAAGGCCCGCACAUGACCUUCGAUGACUUAUUGCAAAAGACCAAGAUAUAAGGCAAAUUUGGACUUUUGUAUCCAGUUAACUGAUUUACGUGAAUCUAUAGAGACGCGCAGAUUUUAUUGAUCGAUUAUGAAUUUUAUCAAAUAUGCUGUUGUUUUUGUCUUGAUGUUAACGGUGGCGGGUUUAGCAGUCGUUAAUGGAAAGAACUUACAUCAUCGUCAAGCAAGGGGACUCUUCUUCAAAAAGGGAAAACUAGGAGGCUUUGGUGGAGGCGUUAAGGGAUUUGGUGGAAAAUUCGGACAUCAUCAUGAAGAACACCAUAGUUAUAGCAGUUAUGGUGGAGGAGGUUUUGGAGGUGGCGGUUUUGGUGGAAUCGGCGGAUUUGGUGGAGUUGGAGGACUUUUAGGAAGAUGAUUCUUUCUUCAGAAUGCAAUAAGAAAUUUAAGUUUUUUUUUUUAAGUGUUAAGAAACAAAAAGCCAUUAGGAUUUGUGAUAGUGCAUUCAUCAUAAUACCAUAUAUUGUUUUUGAAAUAAAAUUAAGUCAUUCAUAAUUCAUAGACAUCAAAAGUGUAAUUUGACCGCCAUAAUGUAUUUCAAUUGAAUUGUAUCACCUUUUCCAUUGA
Molecule: messenger RNA, 643 nt
Organism: Eupeodes corollae
Lineage: Eukaryota; Metazoa; Arthropoda; Insecta; Diptera; Syrphidae
Product: keratin, type II cytoskeletal 2 epidermal
Exons: 2
Coding region: 150-434 (94 amino acids)
Source: RefSeq, a predicted model, not a curated record